AUGAAGUUCCUAGUAGUGAUAGCAGUUUUGGUGGCUUGUGCACAAGCUGCCACUAUUUCGGAUAUUGCUCAAAAGCUUAUUCCCAGUUUUAACAGCAAUUUUGUCAUCAUGGGUCAUGAUGCUGUACCACAUUCCGCCCCCUAUAUUGUUUCGUUGAGAGCCUCUGCUAACCAUUCACACAGUUGUGGUGGUACCAUCAUUGCCAAGGACUGGAUAUUGACUGCUGCUCACUGCAUUCGUAAUCCCAUUGGCAUAUCUGUUGUAGCCGGUUUACACGAACGCACCAUCCUUGAUGAGAAGUCUCAAUCUCGUGUAGUUGAUUGGGGAAAGAUACAUGAAAAGUACACUGGAGGUGUUGGACCUUACGAUAUUGCCAUUUUGCAUCUUUCCGAACCCUUGCAGUACAAUCAAUAUGUUCAACCCGCCUCAUUACCUGCCGUUGAGGAAAUCCACUCUGGAAAAGUCCAUUUAUAUGGUUGGGGACUAACUAAAGCUGACAAUGUUGGCGCCAAAAUUUUACAAACUGUUGAAACCGAAAUUCUUGAGUACAAUGCCUGUAAGGCGACUUUAACUGAAAAUGCUCCCAUUCAUGAGACCAAUCUUUGCUCACACACUUUGAAUACAAGUAUUGCUGCUUGCAGUAAUGAUUCUGGUGGCCCAUUGGUCAUUGAACAUGAAGGUGCUCCCUCCGAAUUGGUGGGUAUUGUUUCCUGGGGCUACAUUCCCUGUGGUUUAGCUAAGUUGCCCUCCAUCUACGUGCGUGUUUCUGCAUUUAUUGACUGGGUUGCUAAAAUCCAAAAUGCUUAUUAUGUUUUGUACUAA
Calliphora vicina (urban bluebottle blowfly) is the source of this 822-nucleotide messenger RNA. Its product is annotated as lectizyme-like. Lineage: Eukaryota; Metazoa; Arthropoda; Insecta; Diptera; Calliphoridae. Gene Ontology annotation, molecular function: serine-type endopeptidase activity. The transcript has a single exon. The record is from RefSeq and is a predicted model, not a curated record. Gene Ontology annotation, biological process: proteolysis. Bases 1 to 822 code for a protein of 273 amino acids.